CAAUAGAGCCGGCGAACGUAACGUUUUGUUAUUUUUGUCAUGUGAAAAGGUUUUGUGACUAUCGGAGACAUAAUGCUGAAAGAUCAUCUCGUGAAUAACGACGCGCUACGAGCUGCUGCCGGGAACUUUAACAAUAGUUUACGAUAAGUUGUUAAUUCAUAUUAGACGAUUAGUGUGCGACAAAUAGAGGCGUCUAAUAAUAUUUAGACGGAUUAUCUUAAUGCUUCUAUGUGACGUUACAGUGUGAGUGAAACUUAAUUAAUUUGGACUGUUAAGCGAGUGCUUAUGGAAUUACGUAAAAAGUGGCUGUAAGGUACUCUUCAAACGGACAGCAAUCGCGAUGUUGUGACAAAGAAUAAAUCGCAUCCAACAAUGCAUUUCCUAAAGUACUUCUACGAUGUCCUAAAUAACAGAACUAUAUUAUUCAUAAUAGUGUUGCUAUCGCUCAAACUGUGCAGUCCGCAAGAUUUAAGUGACGAUUUCGAGGACAGUGCGGAGACAAUAUCAAAAAUGAACGCGGGCAGAAAGUUCACUAGAAAUAUAGGAGUUGCGAAUCCGUGUAGACUCAGUGAAUUACUUUGUGAUACGGGCCAGUGUAUAUCUUUAGAUAAAUACUGCAACGGGGAAGACGAUUGUGGGGAUAAGAGCGACGAGCCAAAGGCUUGCACUCCAUGCAAUCGUACCUACAUGGGGGACGUGGGUCGAACAUACGAGUUAGAAGUUAGGCGGCCGAGGGAAGACCAUCUGCCGUUCAUAUGCUACCUCAACUUUACCGCCAACGGUGGUAACUAUGGUGAUAUUAUACAGUUAACUUUCGACACGUUUACAGUUGGUAAAUUUGUGUCGUUCACAUCUGACGGGUGUCCCGAUGGGCACAUGACGAUCGUGGAGAGCAGCCCCUCGCCCCCCACGGGGCAGUGGUGCGGAUCAGCGUGGGGGUACACGGUGUACUUCAGCGAAUCUAGUUCUAUUAAUAUGACGUUGAGACUUGAUAGAUUGAGUCAACAGGGUGUUGGAUACAAUUUCGACUUCAAGUUGGCAUACAAGUUCCUAAGACGGAGUGAGGCGCGGUUGCGGUACGGCAACGCGACGGUGGGGGCCUGGAGGGGGGAGCGGGUCCCUGGCACGUAUUGCGACCGCAUCCUGAGCGAGUGCGAUAUUCGCGCCUGCCGUAUCCAGUCACCGAACUUUCCUGGCGUGUACCCGAGGAAUGCAACGUGCACCUAUCGCAUAGAACACACAAAGGCAUCUCCAAACAAACAUGUUCUAUUGGCAGUCAGACAAACAAACAGUCACAAGAUACAUAUCAAAGACCAAAUAGUCAAAUAUGAUAGAAGUCAGCGAGUACUGAAGAUCUGGGACCAAUGUAAUGUAGUACAAGAUUACCUGACCGUAUGGGAUGGGGCGACCCGCGACUCGCCUGUAUUAGUCAGGCUCUGUGGAGGUGACGCAGUUCCAGACAUUAUCACCCGAGGUCCGAACAUGUUACUGGAGUUUCAUACGUCCCCAUAUGACAAUCCUUUCCAUCCUGUACCGUUGAGCUAUCUGCCUGGAUUCGAGCUUGAAGUUCAGGUGCUGUACGUGGACAAAGAUUCGCACUCGUACGUGAGCUCGGACGGCCGGUGUCGGUUCGUCCUCCGCUCUGCUGACAAUACGAGUGGCGUCUUGAGGAAUCCUCGCCACUCCUUGCCUCCUAACACGUCGUGUGUUUAUUAUUUUCAGGGUCGCACAAAUGAAGUGGUUUGGGUAUCCUUCGUGAAGUAUCACGCCGCAGGAACAGAACCUGCCGGUUUUGACCAACAAAAAGACUGUUCUUCGCAACUCACUAUAUGGGAUGGUGCCGCUCCAGAUGCCGAUCUUGAUAGAAAGUUGGAGAUGACAGACAAGAAAUCGCUUUUGGGUUCGUUCUGUCGCGAAGAAUCGCCUCGUCUUUGCGACCAUGCUCUUCUUUCGAACGCCACGAGAGCGACGCGGCCGUGCGCUCCCUCCGAAAGCUACAUUACGACUGGACCAGCUUUGACUAUUUUGCAGGAGCUACGUCAAGGAUCAGCACUAUAUCCCGUUUCAUUCGUCCUUCGCUAUGAGUUCGUGGAUGUCAGCGAGCAGGGACAACCAUUACUCGACUCUACAUCCGCCUGCGAUAGAGUUUUUAAAUCUGCACAAACCUAUUCUGGAAGAUUCCAAGCUCCGAGAGCGAUAUUUUACUAUGGACGGGGUGGAGCGCAAAAUCUUACUUGCAUAUUGAGGUUCGAAGCCAAACAAGGAGAGCGAGUCCAAUUAACAUUUACAAACACUAAUUUCGGAAACAAACAUUGCAGCACACACAAAGAUUCCAGAACUAGUCGUUGGAUUUGUAAUAGACCUCCAAAGAGAACUAUAGGAGGCGAAGGUCUCGCACAGAUAAUUAUUACUGAAUACCCGUGGGAGGGAGUUCCCAUAAAAAGGGAUUGCCUUUGUACUAACCGUUCUGAGCCUUUGCACAUUCACACGCUAACGGCCCCCGUGGUGGAGAUUAAUUUCACGGUUACUAUGAUGAAUAUUACUGAAGAUUACGAUGACUUUAGUUUUGAAGGUGAAUACAAAUUCAUACCAACUGGACCUGGAGACGAAACUAUUUGCUCCACGGGUUGGGGUGACAGACGUCUCAGGGGAAAUAGUGGGGAAAUAAGGUUAUACGACAAAAGAGAAACUGCUAUUACACCAGAAAUAGUUGGCGAUAGGCAUGUUAUAUCAGAAAGCGUUAGAGCUGAAGUAGCAUGUGUGCAUAGACCGUGGCUUAUUGAACCUGGAGGAGAUGACGUCACACCUGUCCAGGGAAGAUAUUUAUACGUUAAAAUCCCCGGGUACGAAAUUACAACAUCAUCUCCGUUCUGUACAACACCGAAUCGCUUAUUCAUAUAUGAAGCUUACGAUACAACAAAAUGUAGAGAAAUUUGUCCUGAUACGUCUAAUAAUCUUGAAUUGUAUUCUCCUGGUUGGGACUCGGCUAGUACAUCUUUAGAAUCUUCUCUCAAACCACAUGCAAAAAGUUAUGUCAUAGAUUUUUUGCAACAUGAACAAGCAGAUUAUAUAAUAAAAUGGAUUGAAAUCAUGAAAAAGCCAUCCAUAGAACAUGAUUCUGAAACUAACGUCUUGCCAUCUUCCGUUCUCCUUGACUGCCGAUUUCACUGUCCAGAACUAAAUGCGUGCAUUCCUUUGACACUUUGGUGUGAUGGCAGCGCUCACUGUCCAUCAGGAUUUGAUGAAGAUGACUCUAAUUGCUCAUUUCGUAUAUCACUGCCACCGCCGUAUGUCGCAGCAGCGGCUGGCGUUGGCUUAUUAAUAUGUGCUGUAGCAAUCGCUCUAUGCGCAUGUAGGCGACGCAGAAAAAAAGAUAAAGAAUUCAAAGCGAGAUUGGACGGGGCCUUACAAGUAGAAGAAAGGCCAUACGAUCGAGCGAAAGUGAAUGGCGUUCCAGAGUCUACAAGACAGUACGCCACUGUUCAAAAAUACGCAACAAUAGACAAAUACAGCCUUAGUCAAAAAUAUAGCGCAGGGAUCAACGACGCGAGGUAUUAUGAUGAAGUGGCUCAAAGGGAUAAAUUGGCUGACACAAGGUACGCUAGCUUAGGUCGAGGCAGGAGUAGUCGUAUGGAUAAUAGGGGUUCUAGGAAAGCUUUGCCCGAUUUAGGUUAUCCUGACUUAAAAGACGGCUUUUGUUGACAAUCUCCGGACCUUUUAGAGACAACCGUGUGAACAUUAAUAAAUUUGUGUUUCAAGAAAAGACUGAAAUGGCGAAAGUGCCUCCAUAACAAUUUAAUCGAUUCCUUAUUAGAUUCGUGGACUCUGUGUGUUGUUGAAAAGUUUAAUAUAAAUAGAUAAUUCAUCAUGUGUAAUCAAGCUUCAUUGUAGGAAAGUUAUGUUGACAAAUUGUAUUUUAUUAAUUUUUGUACAACGUGAAUGUACAGUUUUGUGAACGCUAUUGUAAUUUGUAGCAUCAAUUUUAUUGAUAACCUCAAUAAUAUGGUUCACUUGUAAUAUUGUAUUCCCUAUUAGGGCUUUAUUUUUAUUUACGUAUUUGUAAUAAGACACUUCUAAUCAAAUAACAUAUCUAAUUGUACAUAAAAUGCUUGACAAUACGAUAUUAAGAUACAAAUAAAACACUUAUAGAAUAUUAUUACAGGAUUUAUAUUGAUUUCACUUAAGGGGCUAUUUACACGAGCGUAUAAAACUUCGCAGUUCAUACAUGGUAAUAUAAUAUUCUGAAUAAAGUGAACAUGGUUUAUAAAGACUGUUUAUUAUUUUCGCUUCAUACAAAAUUUGCUGGAAAUCACUUUGAAUAAAUGUAAAUAAACCACUGAAACAAAUAAUACUAAAUUGAAACAGUUUGAAAUACUUUUUUUUCAAUAAUCAUUUUUCAUGAGCCUCGUGUCUAAAUGCCCUUAUUGUUUUCAAAUACAAUAAAAUAAUUUUGUACACAGUGUAAUUUAGUAUCUAAGACACGAUGAAUGUGUUGUUUAAAGUAAACCAUAAUAUUAUAGAUAUAAAAUGAAAUGUGAUAUAGGUUGUAAAAAUACUACAUAAGUGUGAAGAACUGUGUAAUUGAUCAAAUAAUUUCUAUAUACAGAUGGUUAAAAGACACCUAAAGAUGAAUAUAGAUGCGAUAUUUUGUAAAAAAUCUAUUGCCAUCAAUAAACCAAACUGCAUAAUAAUAUUAUGUAUCGGCAUAUUAUAAUUUUUAAUAGAGUGUUCUUUUUUCGAUAUUGAAAUUCAUUUUACGGAUUUUACCUUUGAUUAAGGGCUGAUUUUUCAAUCCUUGGUUAAAACUUAUUCGUCGAAUAACAUAUUAAACUACCAUUUCAAAAAUGUAUUCUAAUUGUCCGUAUUUUACAGAUUACAGGUGACAUUUUAAAAUGUUCGUGUACUACUUUAUUGGACGGAUAAAUUUUAACCAAGGAUUGAAAAAUCGGCCCUAAUAAAAAUUAUUUCAAAAUUAAACCCUGCAUAAAGAAACUGAAUAGUUAGUACAUAAGAAGGGGACUUUAGUUGUCUCAGGUAAUUAUUUAAUAAGUUAUUAUAAAUAAGGUUGUGUUUUUAAACCACCUGUAUAAAAACUAGUAACUAAAGUGUAUGUAUUGUAAUUUAAUAGUAUCAUUAAUCAAAAAUGUAAAUAAAUUAUAGUUUAAGAUUUUUAAUAUCUGUAAGUGAU
Colias croceus (clouded yellow) is the source of this 5188-nucleotide messenger RNA. RefSeq lists its product as uncharacterized. Gene Ontology annotation, molecular function: protein binding. Lineage: Eukaryota; Metazoa; Arthropoda; Insecta; Lepidoptera; Pieridae. Gene Ontology annotation, cellular component: plasma membrane. The transcript is spliced from 13 exons. The record is from RefSeq and is a predicted model, not a curated record. Bases 373 to 3702 code for a protein of 1109 amino acids.